Messenger RNA from Ipomoea nil (Japanese morning glory), 723 nucleotides. RefSeq lists its product as uncharacterized. Bases 47 to 478 code for a protein of 143 amino acids. NCBI's taxonomy places the organism in Eukaryota, Viridiplantae, Streptophyta, Magnoliopsida, Solanales, Convolvulaceae. The record is from RefSeq and is a predicted model, not a curated record. The transcript is spliced from 2 exons.
GAGAGAGAGAGAGAAUAGUGAGUCCAUCAGAUAUUCAACGGCAAUAAUGUCGUCUUCGUCUUCCUCAGCCUCUGCGUUUACCUCUCUCAUCAGGAUGAAUACUAGUACCGACAGAGAUGUGAGCUACAGGUGUGGGUGUUGCGGAUACGCACUGAACCUGAGCUCCUGCAACCGCAAUACCUCUGUUAUUGGGUCGGAAUACGACAAGGCCAUGAAGCGAGGGGUUAUCUCAUUCUUUUGUAUUGAUGAGACCAGAUUCACCCACAUUACUAAAUUCCGGUGUUUGCCGUAUUUCAGGUCCAAACACUCGUGGGGUCUCUUUCGCCGCCACACCAAGCUGCUCUGCCGGGAGUGUGGAAACUACAUUGGUACAUUGCCUUCUUCACUCAACCCACAAUCACAACAAUGGGAUGGCCUUUCUGCAUGCCGCAGCUAUGACAUCAACAUUUCUUCAUUGACACCAUCAUCUCAAGAUUGAUUUCCAAGAUUCAUUCUCAGCAAGUGAGUAAAAGAAUAAAGGCAACCAAGAGCUACAGUAAUUCAUUUCAACAAUUUUUAUUUUUGUGAGUUUUGAUGAUGCUUACUCAAAAGCUGAUACACUUCAAUUCUUAGCUAGCUAUACUAUAUGCUAGCAAGUAUGUACAAGAGAGGCAUUAUAUUGGUUGCUACCAAACCAAAGGUUUCAAGGAAAAUAAUAAUGUACCUUGUAGAUGUGUCAUUCAA